This is a messenger RNA of Terrapene triunguis (Three-toed box turtle), 4375 nucleotides long. It is a transcript of the gene USP48, whose product is annotated as ubiquitin specific peptidase 48. Gene Ontology annotation, cellular component: cytosol; nucleus. NCBI's taxonomy places the organism in Eukaryota, Metazoa, Chordata, Testudines, Emydidae. Bases 124 to 3117 code for a protein of 997 amino acids. The record is from RefSeq and is a predicted model, not a curated record. Gene Ontology annotation, biological process: protein deubiquitination. The transcript has 27 exons. Gene Ontology annotation, molecular function: cysteine-type deubiquitinase activity; cysteine-type endopeptidase activity; protein binding.
GCCAGGAGCCAGGCGCGCAGCCAAGGAGCCGCCCGGCCGGGCUGAGCGGGGCCGCGCACCGGCGGAGGAGGGGCUGCAGUCAGGGGGCGGCCAGUCCGCAGGCGGCGCCCGGCGCGGAGCGGGAUGGCCCCGCGGCUGCAGCUGGAGAAGGCGGCCUGGCGCUGGACCGAGACCGUGCCGCCCGAGGAGGUGACGCAGGAGCAUAUCGAGGCGGCCUAUCGCAUUGGGCUGGAGCCCUGCCAGCGCGGCGUGUGCAGAAGAAACUGCAGAGGAAACCCAAACUGUUUGGUUGGGAUUGGUGAACAUGUUUGGCUAGGAGAAAUUGAUGAAAAUAGCUUUCACAACAUUGAUGACCCAAACUCUGAACGGAGGAAAAAGAACGCCUUUGUAGGCCUAACAAACCUUGGAGCCACAUGCUACGUGAACACUUUCUUGCAGAUGUGGUUUCUUAACUUGGAACUUCGGCAGGCCCUUUACUUGUGUCCAAGCACCUGCAGUGAAUAUGUGACUGGUCAAGGCAUCCCAAAAGACAGAGAUUAUGAACCCCAGACAAUUUGUGAACAUCUUCAGUACUUGUUUGCGUUGUUACAGAACAGUAAUAGACGAUACAUUGAUCCCUCUGGGUUUGUUAAAGCGCUAGGUUUGGAUACAGGACAACAACAGGAUGCCCAGGAAUUUUCAAAGCUAUUCAUGUCACUACUAGAGGAUACUUUGUCUAAACAAAAAAAUCCAGAUGUACGGAACAUUGUUCAAAAGCAGUUUUGUGGAGAGUAUGCGUAUGUCACUGUCUGUAACCAGUGUGGCAGGGAGUCCAAACUCAUAUCGAAAUUUUAUGAACUGGAGUUAAAUAUCCAAGGGCACAAGCAGUUGACAGACUGUAUCACAGAAUUUCUUAAGGAAGAAAAGUUAGAAGGGGACAAUCGUUACUUUUGUGAAACUUGUCAGAGUAAACAAAAUGCAACAAGGAAGAUCAGGCUGCUUAGUCUUCCAUGUACACUCAACUUGCAGCUGAUGCGUUUUGUGUUUGACAGACAAACUGGCCAUAAGAAAAAGUUGAAUACUUACAUUGGUUUUUCUGAAUUGCUUGAUAUGGAACCCUUUAUGGAACAAAAAGAUGGUGUCUAUAUAUAUGAACUUAGUGCAGUUCUUAUACACAGGGGAGUGAGUGCAUACUCUGGUCACUACAUUGCUCAUGUGAAAGACCCACAGACUGGUGAAUGGUACAAGUUUAAUGAUGAAGACAUAGAAAAGAUGGAGGGGAAGAAAUUGCAACUAGGGAUUGAGGAAGAUCUAGCAGAGCCUUCUAAAUCUCAGACUCGUAAACCCAAGUGUGGGAAAGGAACUCACUGCUCUCGAAAUGCUUACAUGUUGGUGUAUCGACUGCAAACACGGGAAAAAUCUCUAACAGCAGAAAUCCCAAGUAUAGGUUUGUUUCUGUUCACUUUUUUUCCAGGGUGCCCGUAUGAGUUUGUCUCUCUUGAAUGGUUACAGAAAUGGCUGGAUGAAUCUGCCCCUCCCAAACCCAUAGAUAACACUGGCUGCUUGUGUUCACAUGGCAAAUUGCACCCUGAUAAAAUAUCAAUUAUGAAGAGAAUAUCUGAGUAUGUUGCUGACUACUUCUACAGGAGAUACGGAGGGGGGCCCAGGCUAAAUGUUAAAGCACUUUGCAAGGACUGUGUGGUAGAGAGAUGUCGAAUACUACGACUGAAAAACCAAUUAAACGAAGACUAUAAAACUGUCACAAACUUGCUGAAAAUUACAGUAAAGGGUAAUGAUGGAUUUUGGGUUGGAAAGUCAUCCUUGCGGAGUUGGCGUCAGUUGGCUCUGGAACAAUUAAAUGAACAAGAUGAUGAUGCAGACCAGAAUAAUGGAAAAAUGAAUGGAGAUGCACAAAACAAAGAUGAGUCCAAUGAAGAAAAGAGGGAGGAGGAAGAGGAGUUAAAUUUUAAUGAAGACCUUGUUUGCCCACAUGGUGACCUAUGCAUAUCAGAAAAUGAAAGGAGGGUUGUUUCUAAAGAAGCCUGGAAAAAGCUCAAGCAGUAUUUUCCUAAGGCCCCAGAAUUUCCAAAUAGCAAAGAGUGCUGUUCCCAGUGCAAGAUUCUGGAAAGAGAAGGAGAGGAAAAUGAAGCCCUGCAUAAGAUGAUGGCAAGUGAGCAGAAGACUGCUCUGCAGAACCUGUUCCAAGACAAAUGCAGACCGUGUCUUGGUAGCUGGCCUCAGGAGACAGAUGAGCUCUACAUUGUAUCACAGUUUUUUGUAGAAGAAUGGAGGAAAUUUGUAAGGAGGCCUACAAGAUGCAGUCCUGUAUCAUCAGUAGGAAACAGUGCUCUUCUCUGCCCACAUGGGGGCCUCAUGUUCACAUUUGCUUCCAUGACCAAAGAAGACUCUAAACUUAUAGCUCUAAUAUGGCCCAGUGAGUGGGAGGCAAUACAAAAACUAUUUGUUGUGGAUCACGUUAUCAAAAUCAUCAGAAUGCAAACUGCUGAGACGAGCCCUGAGAGCACGCUUUUCGAUUCUGAGCCCAAGCUGUGUCCAGAAUGCAGAGAAGGAUUGUUAUGCCAGCAGCAGAGGGACCUGCGUGAGUACACCCAGGCCACCAUCUAUGUACAUAAAGUGGUGGAUAAUAAAAAGGUAAUGAAGGAAGCUGCUCCAGAACUGAAUGUGAGCAGUUCAGAAGCUGAAGAGGAAAGGGAGGAAGCCAAACCAGAAGGGGAACAGGAUCCAGAUUUUAACCAGACUAAUGGUGGUGCGAAACGACAGAAGAUAUCCCACCAGAACUACAUUGUUUAUCAAAAGCAAGGCAUCAGACGGAGCACGCGACACAGAAAAGUCAGAGGGGAAAAGGCACUACUUGUUUCUGCCAACCAGACAUUGAAAGAGCUGAAAAUACAGAUCAUGCACGCAUUUUCAGUUGCUCCGUUUGACCAGAAUUUGUCAAUCGAUGGGAAGAUACUAAAUGAUGACACUGCAACACUUGGCGCCCUUGGAGUCAUUCCAGAGUCAGUCAUUUUAUUAAAGGCUGAUGAACCAAUUGCAGAUUAUGCAGCAAUGGAUGAUGUUAUGCAAGUUUGUAUGCCUGAAGAAGGAUUUAAAGGGACUGGUCUUCUUGGACACUAAUGUUUUUUUAUAACCUCUGGCAGCAGAGAAAUGACCAGAAAGGAAGAGGAUUUUGACAUGGUAGGGCAUUAAAGCAAAGGUGGAUAUAGGACUAAACAGUUGCUUGACUCUUCCAGAAGGCAGAAACCCAUUCUGAAAUGACUGCCCCAAAUGCCUUAUGUCAAAGCAGAUUGCACUGAAGGGACAUCCUGACUUCAAGAGAGCGUUUCAGAUUUUAUAUUUAAUAAAACAGAAGUAAAAGUAUAGUAGCAGUAACAAUAUAUCAUGUUUACAGACAGAAAUUUUUAGCUGAGGAAGGGAGAGGCAUUCUAUUGUUUCCUUGCUCUGAUUUCAUACCACAGUCAUCUGUCCAUAAAGAAAUAGUAUUACAGUAGAUCAAAAACAUCUUGAUCUGUCCUAAAGUAACUCUUUAGAGAUAAACCUGCUUACAGAUAUCCUGUCUUUGAUCCACUCUUACUCAUUCAGUACAGCAUGGAAGUAAAGAGUUUAAUUGUGAAGAAUGACUAGCUUUUUCAGACUUCAUAUAUGUACCCCAAAAUGUAAACUGUGGCUUGCCUGUGAAAGCCUUCUAUCAAUGGCUCUUCAACACAGAGAUAAAGGGGAUAAGGAACUGCCUUCUCUGCUGUCUCUGGAGGCUCUAUCACAUACCCAUCCUUUUGCAGUUUCACUUUCAAACUUGAAGAUGAUCCUAACUUUAAUAAUCACAUGGUCUUUCUCUGUGAAAUGUGUUUUUAGAAAUGUUGGAUAUUUUAACAACUUUUGAUAACAUCUUCUCCAGUAUGCUACUGCCAAGAGCCAGAAAUCCAUUUCCACUCUACUGAUCAAUUCAGGAAUGUUGAAUUAAUCUUCACUAGAGCAUCAGAAUCAGAGAUACUGUAGGGGGUGAGGUGUCAUACUUGGGGCACAUUUUUCAUGUGAAGAGAUUUUCCUUUUGUUUUCAGGAAUGCGCUAAUUUUUUUUUUUUUUUUUUUACUAUCUGUAAUUCCCAGAAAGGACCUCUUCCUGACCCUAUUAAAUAUUAGCUGGAAAUAGGUUACCACUAAAAUAUUUAAAAGGACACUGUCAAGGUAUCUUUAAUAAUAAAGUUAAAUAUUUCCUGGUAGCUUCAUGCUCAACUGUGCUCCCUUAGCAAAAUAGCCUCUUGCUGAGUUUGGGCUUCGGCAGUGUUUUAUUAUUGUUUUUAAAUUGGCCGUUUAGAGCAAAACUACUGUAUUUAACAAUCCCAUGAGCAUUGCAGGCAGAUUUGAGGGGUCGGGGU